UCCCGCCCCGACCGCCGCGUUCCCGGGGCCGCGUCCCUCCCUGGGCGGAAGGCGGGAAGCGGCUCCAGCCAUGGGUGACAUCCACGAGGUGCCGCGGCCGCGCAUCGCCACGGGGCAGCUGGCGCAGCACAUCGGGCAGCCCGUCUGCUUCGUGGGGCGCGUCGAGAAGAUUCAUCCUAGCGGGAAGCUUGUCGUGCUUACGGAUGGGCUCGGAAAGCAUACGACUGUGGAGCUGAGCGAGCCUCUGGAUGAGGAGAUUUCAGGAGUUAUUGAAGUGGUGGGAAGAGUAACAAAUCAGGCAACCAUCAUGUGUGCAUCAUAUGUCCAGUUCAGAGAAGAUAAAAGUUCAUUUGAUCUGGAACUCUACAAUGAAGCACUAAAAAUUAUUCAUGAAUUCCCUGAAUACUUCCCAUUUGGUACUGGGAGGAACACUUGAUUUUUAUUAGCAUAUGUUUAGAGCUUCAGAGGAGACAACAGUAGUGUGAUUUCUUGCCUGACAGCAUGGUAACAGUUGCAUUUAUUUUCAACAGAUGUACUGAAAAGACACUGUUACAUGUGCAAAGUGUUGCCCAUGAAGAGUAUUUUCUUUGAAAAUGUAUUUAUUCGGCAAGGAGAACAAAUGAAUGUCUCACUCACUGUAUAUAUUUAACCCUUUUGCAUCUAUGAGGAGUGUUCUCCUGCAAGAAACUGAAAUUUUCUAAGCAUCCUUUUCUAGUUGGUAGAGGUUCUAGGAUACGUUACAGGAAAUUUGUAUGGAAAAAAUGUGGUGGAUUUCAAUAUAAAGAUUUUUGACUUAAUUUGCUUUGAUAUAAAUUUAUUGUAUUGAAGGGGUAUUUUGCAUCUUGAAAAUGGUAUCUUCACCAAUAAAGAAGAUUCACUGCAUUUAA
Messenger RNA from Passer domesticus (house sparrow), 887 nucleotides. RefSeq names its product replication protein A3 (gene RPA3). Gene Ontology annotation, biological process: nucleotide-excision repair; DNA replication; base-excision repair. Gene Ontology annotation, cellular component: site of double-strand break; nucleus; DNA replication factor A complex. Bases 71 to 436 code for a protein of 121 amino acids. Gene Ontology annotation, molecular function: single-stranded DNA binding; damaged DNA binding. The transcript has 4 exons. Lineage: Eukaryota; Metazoa; Chordata; Aves; Passeriformes; Passeridae. The record is from RefSeq and is a predicted model, not a curated record.